AUGUCCUGCCCUCCUCCCUCUUCGCCCUCCUCAACUCGUAUCGUGCCCGCGCCGUCCCCCACAACAAGCGAUGCAGAAUUCCCGGCCGCAUUACCCGUGCACUGGGACGUCCCGCCAGAGCCAUCGCGGGAGCCCGUUCGGACGAUGUUCCUGUCCGCCGCGGUGCUCGUCUGCGUGCUCAGCCCUUGGCUCCUCAUGCGCAGCCGCCUCAGCACACUGCAGCGCCAGCUCGAGCAACUGAACUCCACCACCUCCUCCGUCGCCCGCGAAAUGCGCGCCGGGUUCGCGCAGAUGCCACCCGGCGGGGGCGCCGCCCGCCCGCCGCCCUCGGCGAUGGUGGCCGCCCUCACGCACUCGUUCCAGACCGCGACCGCGACCGCCGCCGCCCAGGCGCAGAACCAGAACCAAGGCCCGGACCCGGCCGCAACGCCCGCGCCCGCGCCUGCGGGCCCCUCGUCCACCGAAGCCGGGACGGGGAAGGGGGAGUUCGUGGAGAACGACCGGUGGGAGCCCGGCGGCGGGAUCCCGGAGCGUCCGUCGUCGCGCAUGCUGUCGUUCCUGCUGUCGAACCAGAGCGCGACGACGGAGGUGCUCCGCGAGGACGUGCUCGCGGUGCAGCGGGAGGCGCAGUUCGCGGGUGUGCGCGCCACGAAGAUGGGGAAGGCGUUGGAGGCGCUGGAAGGGCGCACCCUCGCGCUGGAGGAGCGGCUCCAAGCCGGCGCGGCGGGGGCGGCGACUCCGAUGGACGGGCGGACAAAGGCGGGCAUGGUCACGAUGAGUGCGGGUGAUGUCAGGGAUUUGGGGCGUGCACUUGGGGACGUCGCUGCGUUCAUCCAUGAGAUGGAGAUGCGCGAGGGCCUUUCACAGCGGUCGGAUGGACGCGGCAUCGAGAGACUGCGCGAUCUUGGGAAGAGAUUCCAGUCGCUUGCAUCGACGGCAGACCGGAAGGGUUCAUGA
Messenger RNA from Epithele typhae, 957 nucleotides. RefSeq lists its product as uncharacterized. The record is from RefSeq and is a predicted model, not a curated record. The transcript is spliced from 3 exons. NCBI's taxonomy places the organism in Eukaryota, Fungi, Basidiomycota, Agaricomycetes, Polyporales, Epitheliaceae. Bases 1 to 957 code for a protein of 318 amino acids.